UAAUAGACACUGGAGGGAGGAGCCUUCCUAGGACAUAUUUAAAGCCAGAACAGAGCGAAGUGAAACCCACUUGUUUCCCAACAACACAAUGCAUCUCUUUACUCUGGUCCUUGGGAUCUGGCUUCUUCCAAAAGUCGACACCCUGACAUGUUAUGAGUGUGUACCGGGACUCUCUGGAAGUUGCACUGAGUCAACCAAACAAUGUCCCACAGCAGAUCAUCAGUGUGGAGCAAUGAGAGUUUUAACAUAUGCAGGAGUUUCAAAACUUUCUGAUAUUCAAGCAAAGGGUUGUACUUUGGCUCAACAAUGUAUUACUGGUUCAGUCAACUUUGGAGCUGCCAAAACCAUGCUGACCAGCAAGUGCUGCAACUCUGACCGUUGCAACAGCCAACCUGCUCCUGAUGCCAGCCAAUCCUCUCCAAAUGGCAAAAAGUGCUUCACCUGUGAAGGAGAAACAUGCACUAAAACUUUAAACUGCGAAGGGAAUGAGGACCACUGCAUCAAAACAACAUUGGCUGUAGGAGGAAAUAAGGUGACAGUGAAGGGCUGUGCCUCCAAGACGAUUUGCACAGCUGCUUCAAAUCCGCAGCUUUCAGGAGUUGUUGGAGCAGAAAUGAGCUGCUGUCAGGGCGACUUCUGCAACAGUGCCAGCAGUGCAAGCGCCGGCCUGCUGCUGUUGGUGGGGCCACUUAUUUCUUUGGUCUUGUUCUCUUAGCUGAUGAAGACAGCAGCAUCAUUGUCCAGUUUUUCUUAUCAUAUUGGUUUAAUUAAAGAGUUAACACCCCUGUUCUUCUUUCAGUACAUGCGUGUGUGACAGUGGUGAAAACAUUUUAGUAAGAUACGAUGUAAAGGAAAGGCAAAAGGUUAUCUGCUUGUUACGGUUGUUUUUUUUUAGUGUGUGUGUUUGUGUGACUUUAGAAACCAGAUGUGUCUGUUUUUACAUAAAAAAUAUUUAAAUGUUAUUCAAUGUUUUAACAAGUAAGAGUCAGAUAAUGGACUUACAGGGAAAUAGUGUUUCCAUUUAAUAUCUCCUUAUUUUUAUUGAAAAAGUGUAUGCCAAAACAAAUAAACAAAUCCACAAAAA
This is a messenger RNA of Melanotaenia boesemani (Boeseman's rainbowfish), 1084 nucleotides long. Its product is annotated as urokinase plasminogen activator surface receptor-like. The record is from RefSeq and is a predicted model, not a curated record. Bases 89 to 715 code for a protein of 208 amino acids. NCBI's taxonomy places the organism in Eukaryota, Metazoa, Chordata, Actinopteri, Atheriniformes, Melanotaeniidae. The transcript is spliced from 5 exons.